Monoraphidium neglectum is the source of this 1359-nucleotide messenger RNA. RefSeq lists its product as hypothetical. Bases 1 to 1359 code for a protein of 452 amino acids. The transcript is spliced from 5 exons. Gene Ontology annotation, molecular function: L-ascorbic acid binding; procollagen-proline 4-dioxygenase activity; iron ion binding. Gene Ontology annotation, cellular component: endoplasmic reticulum. The record is from RefSeq and is a predicted model, not a curated record. NCBI's taxonomy places the organism in Eukaryota, Viridiplantae, Chlorophyta, Chlorophyceae, Sphaeropleales, Selenastraceae. Gene Ontology annotation, biological process: peptidyl-proline hydroxylation to 4-hydroxy-L-proline.
AUGACGGGGUCUGGAGAGGCGGAGGACGAGGCGCGCAGAGGCUGGGACCCGGACGGCGUCUUCAAAAAUGCAGGGGGCUCGCAAGUUGACCUCUUUGCCGCGCGCGAGGAGCGGCGCCGGGCGCGGCAGCAGCAGCAGGAGCAGCAGCAAGGGCAGCAGCAGGAGCAGUACCAGGAGCAGGAGCAGCAGCUUCAGAUACGGGGUGUAUCGCAGGGCCUGCAGGAGCAGCAGCAGCAGGCGCCACCACCACGACCACCGCUGCCGUCGCAGCCGCUCCGGCCGCAGCAACCACAGCAGCAGCAGCAGCAGCAGCAGCAGCAGCAGCAGCAGCCGCCCACCCCGCGCGCAUUUGAGAACCCCAUCUCCCCGGUCUCUGCGGAGCAGCUGGCCGCCGGCGGCGUGCCGGUCGCCACGCCCGAGUUCGCCGCCCAACGGGCCGCGCUCGCCGAGCGGCUGGCCGCCUCUUACAUGCCAAUCGACCUCUGCAGGCCUGGCGUGCGGGUGCUGAGCUGGGAGCCCCCAGUGGUGGUAGUGGAGGGCUUCCUAUCAGAUGACGAGUGCGAGGCGCUGACAGACGGCGCGCAGCAAUCGGGCUGCCUCCGCGCGUCGAUGGUCGGCGCCGGCAACGCGGGCCGCCCCGCGGCGGGCGCCAACGCGUACGACGCGCGCCGCACGAGCAGCAGCAUGAUGGUGGACGCGGCCGUGAGGGCGGCGCACGCGCCGCUGGCUGCGCGGGUGGACGAGGUGCAGCGGCGGGCUGUGGAGCUGUUUGGCGGCGGCAAGGGCUCCGGCCACCCCUGGGGCGCGACGGGCAAGAUGCCGCGGCCGGGGCAGUACUGCUUCGAGAGCCCCCAGGUGGCGCGGUACACCAGCGGUCAGCACUUCCUGUCGCACGAGGACGCGUUCCCAGUCCCCCUUGCCCGGGCCAACGGCUUCAACCGCCACGCCACCCUGCUGAUGUACCUGAAUGACGUGGCAGAGGGCGGCGCCACCUGCUUCGACCACCUGGGGCUGCGGGUCCAGCCAAAGCGCGGCCGCGCGCUCAUCUUCUUCCCCGCCUUUGCCGACGGCCGCCCCGACGCGCGGACGCUCCACACCGCAGCGUCAGCUGCAGACGAGAAAUGGGUGUGCCAGCAGUGGGUCGCACGCGGCUUCCAGGCGCAGCCGGCGGCGGCGGCGGCGGCGGCGGCAGUGGGCGGCAAGGGUCUGCAGAAGCUCGCAGCGGCGGCGGCGGCGGCGCCGGCGUCGGCCGGCGGCGCGGCGGCGAUGGUGGCGACGACGGUGGCGACGGUGCCGGCGUCGGGCGCUGGGCGGAAGAAAUCGGCCGGAAAGGGCGGCAAGCGCGGGUUUGGCCGGUGA